This is a messenger RNA of Aspergillus pseudoviridinutans, 1113 nucleotides long. RefSeq lists its product as uncharacterized. NCBI's taxonomy places the organism in Eukaryota, Fungi, Ascomycota, Eurotiomycetes, Eurotiales, Aspergillaceae. Gene Ontology annotation, molecular function: oxidoreductase activity. The record is from RefSeq and is a predicted model, not a curated record. Gene Ontology annotation, cellular component: mitochondrion. The transcript has a single exon. Bases 1 to 1113 code for a protein of 370 amino acids.
AUGUCGACUCACAAAGCCCUGGUGAUUCACGCCCGGGACAAGCCACUCGUCCUUGAAACCGUCCCCCGCCCCGUCGCAUCAACCGGCGACGCAAUCGUUCGCAUCCUAGCUGCCGAUAUCGUUCCCUACAUGGGAGACGUGAUAAGUAACAGACGUCCUUACCCGCUCUCUCUGCCCAUGACGCCGGGGAAUACCGCCAUCGGGCGAAUCCACGAGGUCGGACCGGACUCCGUUGCCCUCACACCAGGUCAGCUCGUCUUCUGUGACAUUACCAUCCGCGCCCGCGAUAAUCCCGCUGUCUCUAUUCUCUACGGUAUCCACGGGGGCGGAUAUCCCGCGGCGCAGAAACUCAUGGACGGAGUUUGGCGCAACGCGACGUACGCCGAGUACACGCGGUUCCCUUUGGAGAAUCUGUACCCCCUUAAUGAGGAGAUUCUUCUUGCGAAACUGGGAUACAGCAUCAACGAUCUCUGUCUAAUGCCUGUGUGUCUCGUUCCGUUUGGUGGUCUUUCAGAGGUCAACGUGAAACCCGGCGAGGUGGUGAUCGUGGCCCCCGCAACAGGGCGGUACGGCGGCGCUGCUGUUAGCAUUGCAUUGGCAAUGGGCGCAACCGUUAUCGCUGCCGGGCGGAACGUGGCUGCGCUGGAGGGGCUUGAGGACAUUCAUGGCACCAAUCGGCUACGGACUGUCCGGAUCACUGGUGAUGCGGCCGCUGAUACAGAGUUGUUGCGUGCAGCGGCUGGGAAGCCGGAUGGAGCAGAUGUGUACCUCGACCUUUCGCCACCAGCGGCCCAGGGAUCAUCGCUGCUGGCGUCUGGCAUGCGGGCAUUGCGUGCGUUCGGUCGAUGCGUCGUGAUGGGGGGUAACCCGGGGAAUAUCGACUUUCCUUACCUUGAGAUCAUGUUCAAGAGCAUUCGGAUCCAGGGGCGGUUUAUGUACGAUCGCCAGCAUGUGUUGCAGAUGAUCCAGAUGGUCGAAUCCGGAUUGCUUCCUCUUGGUAAGAAGUCUGGUGUCACUCACACGGAGGAAUUUGGGCUCGAGGAGAUCCAAGAGGCAUUGGAGGCGGCUGCGAAGCUGAGUGGUUGGGGUAGGCAUGUGGUGCUGAAGCCAUAG